This is a messenger RNA of Notothenia coriiceps (black rockcod), 649 nucleotides long. Its product is annotated as major facilitator superfamily domain-containing protein 12-like. The annotation marks the transcript as partial. Gene Ontology annotation, molecular function: symporter activity. Gene Ontology annotation, cellular component: plasma membrane. Lineage: Eukaryota; Metazoa; Chordata; Actinopteri; Perciformes; Nototheniidae. The transcript has 4 exons. The record is from RefSeq and is a predicted model, not a curated record. Gene Ontology annotation, biological process: transmembrane transport; regulation of melanin biosynthetic process; carbohydrate transport.
UCUCAGAACCUGGCGCUGAUAGUGCUGGGCAUCGGGGCGCUCUUCUCCCUCUUCUUCCACCUGGGAAUCAAAGAGAAGAGCUCUGGAGCAGCAGGCGAGGCGGGAGGAGAGGAGGGGAGGAAGAGUGUAGAGGAGGAAGAGGAGGAAGAGGAGGAGGGGGAGCGCAGACCCCUGCUCCCUGCUCCCCCCUCGUCCCUGCUGCAGUGGAAGUGUUGGCUGCAGCAGCCUUCUUUUUACCAGGUGGCCUUACUCUACAUGUCUACCAGGUUAAUAGUCAAUCUGUCUCAGACAUACAUCUCCAUGUAUCUCAUCAACACUCUGGGGCUGCCCAAGAAGUUCAUCGCCACCAUCCCGUUAGUGAUGUUCAUGAGUGGCUUCCUGUCCUCCUUCAUCAUGAAGCCUGUCAGUAAACUCAUUGGAAAAUCUCUCACCUACUUCCUGGGCCUGCUGCUGAUCAUGGCCUUCUCCUAUUGGGUGCUGCUGGAGGGCCAGAUGGGUCAGCAGGUGUACGGGGCCGCGGUGCUGCUGGGGGCGGGGUCCGCCACCAUCCUGGUCAUAUCACUGUCCAUGACCGCGGAGCUCAUUGGAGGACAGACGGUAAUGUGUGUGUGUGUGUGUGUGUGUGUGUGUGUGUGUGUGUGUGUGUGUG